Molecule: messenger RNA, 5016 nt
Organism: Polistes dominula (European paper wasp)
Lineage: Eukaryota; Metazoa; Arthropoda; Insecta; Hymenoptera; Vespidae
Product: sperm-associated antigen 17
Biological process (GO): axonemal central apparatus assembly; epithelial cilium movement involved in extracellular fluid movement
Cellular component (GO): axonemal central apparatus
Source: RefSeq, a predicted model, not a curated record
AUGUCGAAGAGAAGAUCAGCAAAAACGGUGACUUCCGUGAAAAGUAAAAAAUUAAACGACGAAAAUUCGUGGCAAGAAGCAUUGGAAUCGAUAGCAAUUAACGAUGAUCAUUGGUGGUGUGUAGUAACUAUGAUGAUCGAGACUAAGUGUAAUCAUGCACGAUUCGUAUCGAUGUUUAACGAAGCUGCGGAUGAGGGAAAACGAAAAUCAAUUUAUACCCUUAACCGUCAAAAAAUGUUAGCUAAUGUUUGGUCCUUGUCUAGACAGGAUCCAGAUAAGUGUCCAGUAUUACAACGAGUUUGCCAUCAUGCCAACAAACUGUUUGAAGCUAAUAUUGAAUCUGCUUGGUUGUUAGCACGUGUUAUUAAAUAUAUGAUCUAUCAAGCUAAAGUUGAUGUUAGAAUGAAAAAGGAACAGGAAUUGAAACGAGCUAUUGAAGAUGAAUAUCGCAUAAUGCAAACUGUUACUAAUCCAAGUACAUCUAAAAGUAUUCCAAAAAAGAGUGCCACAGAACAAUCGUUGAGAGGAAAAGCUAAUACGCGACUUAGAAAACGUGAUGAGGAAUGGCGAGACAUAGUUUACGUUGAUGAUGCACCAUUUGACGGACCUAAUCUCUAUGUCAUUUUAUCGGGUUUUCACGAUCCCGAUUUACCCAUAGAAUUAAUGAAUAUUGGCGUACCACUUACAUGUAUACUCAAGAUAAAACGACCCGGUGAAAAAUUGGAACGCGUUACAUUGCAUUAUCUUGAAGGAAAAAUUCAAGAUACCUUAUACGAUAGAAUGAGGUUACGUUUUACGAAAACUUAUACCGUAGACAAGGUCGAUUUAUAUAAAUUUUGGAGUGCAUUGAAGAAUAUCUUAAAAAAUCCACAAACCGUACAGGUAUUUUCUAACGUAGCGUUUCUUACGAUAAAGCCACCAAUUUUGUCGGAAACAUCCGAUGACCUUGAAUACGAAACUCUAAAGAAAGAUAUUUACGAUAAAGUAUCCUUUAUCGUGUACGAUCUUUACGAUCUUUUACGAAAGCAUUCCAAUUACCUAAGAAGCAUGUUAAUCCAGCGUUACGACAUAGAUGAGAUGAAAGAAAUCGAUGCUAAAGUCUACCGUGCAAUUCUCGAUGCAUUACCAACGGAAUGCGUAACUGUGCCAAUAUUACUUCAUGCUCUUUUAAUACAGGUCGAAGAUAACUUAGACGUUCUAACAGAUCGAUCUUUAAACGAGCAAAACGUUUCGGCAAAGGAGAACAUCUAUGAAAAGAAAACGAUAGAAGAAGAUGUUGAAGAUGUCGAAGAAGAAGAAAAAGUAUCAAUUGAAAGUAUCGAUGACAAAGAAGAUUCUUGGGUUAAUAAAAGAUUGAAACUUCUCAACCAAAAGUACAAAAUUACAACGAAUAAAAAUGUCAAUGAAGAAAAUUUAAACGAUUUAACGAUUCAAUUGAUACUUCACGGUGAUAAGUUGAGUUUAAAUACUUAUCAUAUCAUUUUGAAUGAUGAUAUCAAGAAGAUGUUAAAAUUAUCCAAUGAUAUGACUUUGGCUGAUGCAUUUUUACAAAUUUAUCAUGAUCCAAGGAUAAUUGAUUGUUGGUUGAAUCAUGAAAAAUUAACUGAUAAGAAAAUGAAGGAUUACAAUUGUUAUAUAAACAACUUAAUCAAUUACUUUGAUCCUAGUGUUGAAAUCUGUCGAGAGAACAUUUAUCAUUACUUGCAUUUUUUGAUAUUCGACAAGAUGAUCUAUGGCAAUUCGUUGGAUAAAAAAUCAACAAAUGAAAAGGAUCAAAUGCUAUCAGUUAUUUCUUGUUUACAUUCACCAACUGCGUUCUUAAACUGUCCGGGUCUCUUUGGACUGACAGAUAAGAGAGAAAUCUUGCUACCAAGUUAUUUGGAGAAGAAUGUCUACGAGAAACGACGUAGAAGAAUGCACAGACUGAAAGAACCUCUCGAAGAGUACAAUGACGUUGAGUUACUUCCAAAAAAGGUUUUACUUCAAACAACCUACGAAUGUUUUCGAGAUUUCGAACAUUUCGAAAAAAGAUAUUUCGAACCGACGGAUUCCAUUUUAUUGUAUUUCAGUAACGAUUAUGUUAUCGGUGAAGUGUCUGAAAAAUUAUUCGUAUCUAACUUACGUACACCUGUCUGUUUACGAGAUUUUGUUAAAUACGUAAAUAAAGAAGAAAUUGAUUGGAUAAAUCGUGAAGAAGAAAAGUAUCGAUUAGAAUCGAUUGAAAGAAUUGGCAAAUCAUCGAUUGAUACGAUUACAUUUUCCAAAGAUUAUAAUCAAUUUAGUUUAUAUUUCGGAGACGAACAUUUUAUCUUACCGAAUUCUUUGAAAGCUCGUGAUUUGAGUAAAAAAUUACAAACAGUUUCUAAAAGAAAUGAUACGACGAGACAAGAUACGUCUGGGAGAAAAACGAAAGACUUAGAAAAAAAAAUUCCCAAGGGUAAUAGGGAGAAACAAAAAGGUGGUAAAACGUUGAGUGAAAAAAUCUCGUCUGGUAAAGGAAAAAAAGAAGAAACAAAUGGAAUCGACACUUCUUUUCUACCUAAGAGAAAGAUACUAUCGUUGGAGUUUGCCAAAGAGGAUGAACCUUACGAGUUCGUAGGCUAUGACCUCGGCAACUUGAGAGUUCAGAUUGUCGAGAAAAGAAAGAUUUUCUAUUCGGAGGACGGUACAUUCGUACGAGUGAAUCUAGAGACGUGGCUUUACGAGAACGUAGAUUUACGUAUUGCCGUUACACUUUCUGGUUGUACCUUACGUUUGUUCGAAAAACCUUUAGAUCCUACAAACUCUAACGUUUUUCAUCUUACAACCAACGAAGGAAACAUCCUUGCUUUUUACAAACAAAUUGAUCUUGAAAGAAAUAAAAUAUUUACAAUUUCUGAUACAACCUUGAACGAUUUUUAUUGGAAAAAUUUGGAAUGUGAUUUUCAUGCAUCCUGCCCAUCAGGAUUGACAAUUUUAUCAGUUACCGGAGAUGGCCCUGAUAAUCCUUUUUACAUUCGUCAAUCAUACAUUUCUAAAGGAGGACCCAAAGAUGUUUCUCAAGAAGCUUACCGAAAAUAUUUGAGGAAUGGUACGGUUUUGAAGUUUCUUCACGACAAUAGGGUCAUUGUGUUGCGUCCAAAUGGUGUUAUAGUAGAAUGCAUAUCGUUCGAGGAUACUAUAAUAACGGAGGAAAAGAAUUUGGAAGAAGGUACAGCGGACGUACGAACGGGAAUGCAGUAUGGAAGGAUCAAAGUGACGGGAUACAAUGUCCUGGAUCAUGAUGGUAGAAGGUACGAGGUGCUACGCGAUCUGAUUGUGCGCGAAUACGAUCGAUUACUGUUCAGAGAGAACUCGGACUACGAGGUAGACGAAAAUUUCACGCGACGCUCUGACGGCACCGACAUGCUGUUCCAUUCCAAUGGGAAAUUGAUCGUCCAUUUCCCUGAUGGUACUCGUAUAACGACCGGUUAUAAGAUCGAGGAACGACCUUUGAUCUGCGAUUGGACGAGAGACGAGUUUGAACGAUACUUCGGAUCGAUCAAAUUAUACGAACACGAUGAUCGACUUUUCCAAGUAAACUCUCGAAACUAUUACAGCAAUAACUAUGAGAAUGGCAUGGACAAAGUCAUUGUAGUUGACAACAGCAACAAUGACAAGAAAUUUCUUUGGCAGAAGGGUGAACCCUUAAACGAUGAAAAUCGAUACCAAGAUGAAAUGACGAGGAUAUUGAUCGCGGACGGCUUUGUCUCGGUCCUAUUGACUUCCACGUUCGAGCACAAGAACUACGCCAGUGUAUCCUACGAUCAGUCAGCAGUUAGUUGCACUCUAUCGAUGCCAAACGAUCUUCGAGUCAGCAUAUCACGAAGAGGUCAUUACGAAGUUUCGGCACCGGGCAAAGUUAAUCUCAAGAUAGAAUCGGAUAAAUUGAUCUUCAGUAGCGAGAUGUGUGCCACCUGUGCCGGAAGGUCUACCUCCGUCUAUAACUUCAACGGCAGACGAUCCGAGCCAAUCGUUUCGACGAUCUUUACGAGCAAGGAUCUUUUCGGAAACGUUUUUGAGGUUAAAAGUGACGGUACGACGAGUUACCGUGGUAAAAAUCGCGAACGACCGUCAAGGAAAUUCGAUUUCAACGAGAAUGCACCGGAUGACGACGACGUAAUUUUGUCGAUUAAUCGCGAUCUCAAUGCUUACGAGUACCUUCAUCGAUCAAUUAGACAUCAAGAAGAGAUGAUCGUUCACCUUAAUAAGGAUGCAAGCGCCAUCUUCCCUCCGGUUUCAAUUCAUCGAUCGAACCUCCAUCAUCUGAUUACAUUUGUGCCUUUGGAAACUGAACUACGAUCAAAGGCAUUGUUACAAUCGCAUCAGAUUCCAAAAGUCAAACCGACGAACGCCGACAGAAAGGAUUUGGUACGUAGUACGUAUUCGAUUCCGUACGAUUGGCUCUUUCCAUUUGGCAGAAACGGGCAUGGAAUUUGCAACGAUAGAUACGACAUGCCGUUGGCCAAAACUACCAAGAGACGCCCACCUAGAACUCUGCGGCUUCGUAUAUUGCAUGGUUUCAAAGAACCUGGUAGAAACGCCAUAAUCGAUUUACAGAAAGCUAUGGCAUCGUAUUGGCGAUACUUGGUUGGAAACAUCGACGAAUGUCAAAGAUCUUUGAACGUCUACGACGGUGUUCAACCUAAACUCGAAGAAGACGAUUACAGAACUUGGAAAGAUAAUAUCAGAGAGUUCGCCCUUGGUAUACGAACGAAUAUUGACGUAGCGACUUAUCUUGAUAGUUUGCAAAGAUAUCGAAGAGAACUAAGUAUGCCGAAAUUAGAAGUAAAAUCUAAAAAAUUGUUCGAGAUGUUGAAAUUGAGAAAAGCGAAUGAAAUUCAAAUCGAAUGGCAUAAACGUUGCAUAAGGGAGAAUAUUAUUUUGCCAUAUUUCGAAAACGUUAUUGAUUUUACAUCAGCGGAUGAUGGAAAUGAGAAUCAUCCUUGCGAACCGUGUUUCAACGAGGCUCGCAUAUUACGCAGGAUUGAUACAUAA